Plasmodium berghei ANKA is the source of this 1161-nucleotide messenger RNA. RefSeq names its product conserved Plasmodium protein, unknown function. The record is from RefSeq and is a predicted model, not a curated record. Bases 1 to 1161 code for a protein of 386 amino acids. The transcript has a single exon. Lineage: Eukaryota; Apicomplexa; Aconoidasida; Haemosporida; Plasmodiidae.
AUGUAUCCUUUAUCUGACGCAAAAUUAGAAAAGGUAUCAAACAAUGAAAUAAUAAGAAGGAUAUUGGAAUUACAAAACGCUAUUGCCAUUAUUUCAGAUAACAUGGAAGUGGUGAAAUAUAGAAAUAAAAUAUUAGAUGAAGAAAAUGCAAAUUUACAAAAUCAUAUUAAAAGCAUUGUUAAUGAAGUUAAAAUCGAAUAUUCUCAAAAUAUCAAUAAGAUAAAACAAACUCAAUCAAAAUAUUCACCUAAUCACCUUACGGAAAACAAAUAUACUAAGCCGCAUGGGCAUACUACUAGCCCUCAUAAUAAUGGCAUUAAUUAUGCGCAUAACAUUCAAUCUCAGAAUAAUGAUGAAAACAAAUUAAUUCAUAAUAACAAUAUGUAUGGGCAAAGCAAUCAAAAUAGAGAUGAUCAAAAUAAUAUAAUUGAUAAAAAACUCUCUGAAUAUGCACUUAAUAAACUAAUACCUCAAGAAUAUACUAAUGAUAAUGAAAAGUCACAUUGCGAAAAUAAUCUUGAAAAUGUGAAUAUAAAAAAUAAUCCAUCUGACCCAGAAAUUGAUUUAAAGGAUACAAAUUAUAUUUAUGAUGGAACCUAUAACCAUAACGAUAAAAGAGAUUGUGAGAAUCUUCAGGAUUUUAAUAAUCAUUCAUCAAAAAAAAAUAUUUACAAUCUUAUAAUGGAAACCGAAAAAAUAAACUCUAUUUUCAGCAUGGCAUCGAAUGUCCUUAAUAAGUCUUUUUUUAAUACACCUAAGGAUUAUGCUGCGCCUAAAGUUAAAUAUCCAAAUAUCACGAACAAAAAUCAUAUUAAACAUUACAAUAUAUCAUCUUCAAACCUGCAUAAACUCGCCGAUGAUUUAGUAAACAAAACAACAUCUAUAGAUAAUAAAACGCAUGAUCAUUUAUCUGAAAAAAAUAAUACUAUUGAAUCUUAUGAUCAAGUAGAUAAAGAAGCUAUUAAUGGAAUGGAAAAAUCCAUUUUAAAUGUGAAUCUUCCACCACAUGUGAACAAGUUAAGUGCAAAUGAGGAGGAAAAUAAUAAUAAAAAUGACACAAAUGAGGAGGAAAUGAAUAAUAAAAAUGACACAAAUGAGGAGGAAAUGAAUAAUAAAAAUGACAAAAAUGAGAUGAUCCCAAAUAAUAAACAAAAUAUUUAA